Messenger RNA from Rhododendron vialii, 2520 nucleotides. RefSeq names its product protein VASCULAR ASSOCIATED DEATH 1, chloroplastic. The coding region runs from base 383 to 2299 and encodes 638 amino acids. Gene Ontology annotation, biological process: negative regulation of programmed cell death. The record is from RefSeq and is a predicted model, not a curated record. The transcript is spliced from 18 exons. Lineage: Eukaryota; Viridiplantae; Streptophyta; Magnoliopsida; Ericales; Ericaceae.
CAUCCCAAAAAACAGAGGAUCUAGAAGACCGGAAAAAAACAGAGCAUCGAUCGUCUACUUCAAGUCAGGCCACGUGGAAUAACAGGUCAACGUCUCCGGACAAAAGCCUUUCCGUUACCUACCAGCAACCGAAACGGCGGUGCACGGAGAACCCCAACACCAACACCGCUUUUUCUAACCGACACCUCUCUCUCUCUCUCUCUGUGUCUCUCUACAUACCGCAAAACCCCAACCGCCCUCGUAUUACACGUCUCCCCCCUCCAAAGUCCAAACCCCCAUCUCUCUCUCUUUCUCUCUCCGGUCUCUACCGUUUCUCUCUCUCCAUAACUAUCAGUCCACCGGAUUUUGACUCCCACGGCUUAGAUCUCUCUCUCUCCCUGGAAUGGCGGUGGCUUCAGCGGACGCUACGAAGACCGAAACCGUGCAAUCGGUGGAAUCAUCGCCUUCCAGACGAGCCUCCGACGCGGCCUCUGACUCCUCGUCUGGUGGACUGUCAUACAACGCCGCCGAUCCGCCCAAUUCCUCGCCCAACUAUUCCAGAGAAUUUGAAAUUCAGGUUUCUCCGAAGAGUGAGGAGUAUCGGAAUCUUUUUCGUCUUCCGCCAGACGAAGUCCUUCUUCAAGAUUUUAAUUGUGCUUUGCAAGAGAAUUUUCUUCUUCAGGGGCAUAUGUACGUGUUUAGCCAACAUAUUUGCUUUUAUUCCAAUCUCUUUGGAUUCGAGACAAAGAAAAUAAUCCCAUUCAAUGAAGUCACAGCUGUACGAAGAGCAAAGGCUGCAGGAAUAUUUCCUACUGCCAUUGAAAUUAUUGCUGGAGGAAGGAAGUAUUUUUUUACAUCUUUUCUCUCCCGUGAUGAAGCCUUUAAGCUCAUUUGGGAUGGUUGGUGUCAAUAUGGUAAUGGAAGUAAAGAAUGCACUGAUUCACUGGAUUCAAAGUCGGAGCUCAACAUUGAAGAGAAUGGAGAACUUGGGACUGAAAAGGCCAUGGGCUCCAAACAUUUGGAGUAUGAGUCAGAUUCCAGUAAAAGGCAAAGAGACAUCCCUGUACUUGAAGAUCCUAAACUUCCACUAGAAGGUGAAGAUGGAAUUGUAUCAUCUUUAGGCGUGCAAGAUAAUGUAGAAGAGGAUGCAGAACCGGCUGUAAAUAAUGAUUCUUCUUCCUCUCGAAAGAGUUUGGCAUGGGUUGAGGAAAACUCUGAUGCUCCUAAAGUACCUGAUUGUUUUACGAAGGUGGCAGAAUCGAAGUUUCCGAUCAGGGUAGAGGAGUUUUUUAAUCUAUUUUUUUCGGAUGACGCGGUUGAUUUCCUGGAAUCCUUUCAUAGAUCAUGUGGAGAUAAAGAUUUUAGGUGCAGCUCAUGGUACCCUCACGACAACUUUGGGCAUGCUCGUGAUACGUCAUUUAAACAUCCAAUUAAACUUUACCUUGGUGCAAAGUUUGGCAGCUGCCAGGAGGUUCAGAAAUUUCGAGUUUAUAGAAACAGUCAUUUGGUUAUUGAAACUUCACAAGAAGUCAAUGAUGUACCGUAUGGCGAUUACUUCCGCGUUGAGGGGCUUUGGGAUGUUGAGAGACAUGGUGAUGGCCCAGCAAUGAGCUGCAUUGUGAGGAUAUAUGCGAAUGUGGCAUUUUCCAAGAAAACCAUGUGGAAAGGGAAGAUAGUGCAGAAUACGUUGGAUGAGACUCGAGAUGCUUAUGCCAUUUGGAUUAAAAAUGCACAUGAACUGUUGAAACAAAAGAACCUUGAGAAGGAAGAAAGAGGUUCUGUGGCUGACUUCAUUAUUAAGGGUCAAGUUCAUGAAGACGGGGAAGCAGAAACUGUGGCAGUACGGUCACAGGGGACAAGUGAAGUAAGAAUGCCACAGAUAUCAUUAGACUCCGUUGAUGAGAAGGAACGAGUCGGUGAUCCCUUGCGAGUGACUUUAAAUGUUGUUACUUCGGUUGCAUCUUUAUUUAGAGAAGCUGUGGUGAAUUUCUCUAGUUCUUUGAAAUCUCAAAGCCAAGUUACAGUCCUCCUAGUGAUGGCGUUUGCUGUAAUUCUUCUUCUGAUGCAGCUAAGCAUAGUCGUGCUAUUAACUAGACCUCAACAGAUCCAGUUGAUAACUCAAGCAGAUUAUACUGGUGCCAGCAGUGGUGUAAUUGCACAAACACCUGAAACGAUGAUGGCUUGGCUGGAGAAGCGGAUUCACCAUCUAAAGGAUGAGAUGCUCACGAUUGAGACUCUUCUAGAAAAGAUGCAGCACGAGCACACUUUUUUGAAAGCGCAAUUGAACGAUCUAGAGCACUUUAGAAAGCAGCGAAGAUGAUAGGUAACUGUACAUAUGAUCAUUCUUCAGUUUGCUGAUAAACGUUUGUUUGCUUCUUUCUUAUUUCACUCUAUCUUUGUAUAUCUAAAGAAUGUAAUCCAAUCAAAAAGAUAGGAAAAGGCGCAUGUAGACCCUGAAUUUCAGCUUUUCACAAUUCGUUCAGAACAUCGUUGGUGGCCUGGGCUUAAUAUAUGGUUAACAUACAAAGUUUAAAUUGAUUA